Caenorhabditis remanei is the source of this 315-nucleotide messenger RNA. RefSeq lists its product as uncharacterized. The coding region runs from base 1 to 315 and encodes 104 amino acids. The transcript is spliced from 2 exons. NCBI's taxonomy places the organism in Eukaryota, Metazoa, Nematoda, Chromadorea, Rhabditida, Rhabditidae. The record is from RefSeq and is a predicted model, not a curated record.
AUGCUGGAAAUCAGUUCUCUCUCUACUCUGUGUGGAAUGGCAGAUUGUCAAUAUUGCCCUGUUGGAUCGUUCUGCAGUGAAGAAAGUGGCGUAUACUUUUGUUACCAAAAGACUCUCGCAUCUAAAUUUAAGCCGUUACCUAUCUUCCUCAUCCUUCUCGUCAUCAUUGUCAUCGCGUCUACCCUUAUUGCUGUCGGAUACUAUGCCUAUCAUCGUUGGAUGAAGAAGUAUCGUCGUCACACCGAUGCAUCGACUGAUGAACAAAUCGGAGACCAAGAAGACAAAAAAAGUGGCGAAAUCGCAUCUCUUAUUUGA